This is a messenger RNA of Closterium sp. NIES-65, 1473 nucleotides long. The record is from the annotation of a GenBank genome assembly. NCBI's taxonomy places the organism in Eukaryota, Viridiplantae, Streptophyta, Zygnematophyceae, Desmidiales, Closteriaceae.
AUGCUGAUACGCGCGUGCCACAGCGAGGCGCUCCGCCGCCACAGCCUCGGCACCGCGCUCGGCUUGCGCACGCGGCGCGGAAGGCUGACGGACGUCCCCGCUAUAGUCGUCUUCGUUUCAAGAAAGGUGCACGAGGAGUGGCUGCUGCCGGCGCAGAAGCUUCCGAGGAAGUUGCAGGGGCCGGGCGGGUACGAGUGUGACGUGGACGUGGUGGAGCUGACCAAUCAGAGAAGCGGCUGCAGGAGCAGCAGCAGCCCGGGCGCUGCAGGCCACGUGGCAGGUGACGCGGGUGACGUGGCAGGCACGGUGGGAGUAGCCGCAGAGGCAGCUAUUAUAGAUAACCCGCUGGUGGAGCAGCUGAGGGGGAGUGGCAGUAAGAUCGGGCCGGGGUCGCAGAUUGCAAGCGAGGAGGUGUAUGGAACGCUGGGAGCGAUUGUUAAAAAAGCCAGCCGGAGCAACAGCAGUGGCAGCGGCAGCGGUGGCGGUGGCGGCGGCGGCGGCGGUGGCCAUGGGAGGACGAGCGGCACUGGUGGGAUGAGCAGCAGUCUUGGUGGGAGCAGUGGUUGCCUUGGGGUGGGGUUUCUGGCGAGUCGCCACGUGGCAGUUGAUUUGGACCAGCUGAAGCAGAAGCUCUUUCACCCCCUGCCUGUGUCGCUUGGUCCGGGGAGGUUCUUAGGCUCGGUGGAACGAGCCUUGCCGUUUGCUUCGGACCACGCGUGGUUCGGCGUGUUCGCCAACAUGAACCCAGACUCGUUUGUGCGCACGGACGGCGCAUACAUUCCCUUCCACGAGGAGUUUGACUUAUCGGUCGUGACAACGCAAGUGGCGGGAAUCGGCCCCGUUGGUCCGCCCCGCCGCGUCAACCUAUCAGACGACAUCCGUAGUGUGGUGGGACAGCAUGUGUGGAAGGUGGGCAGCGCCUCAGGCCUAACCCAGGGCACCAUAGCAGCCUACGCGGUGGAACGCAGCGAGGGGGACGGUACAUCCCUCUUUACAGACCUCCUCAUAGUGGGUCGACACGGCUGUGCGUUUGACACCCCUGUCCUUGUCUCCCCUCGCUCCUCAUUCCUUCAGGUGGGCAGCGCCUCAGGGCUAACCCAGGGCACCAUAGCAGCAUACGCGGUGGAGCACAGCGAGGGGGGCGGUACCUCCCUCUUUACAGACCUCCUCAUAGUGGGUCGACACGGCCACGCGUUUGACACUCAAGGGGACUCGGGCGCUCUCGUGCUCAUGCUCCCCACAGCUGCCCAUUCACCAGCCGUGCUUGCCUCUCUACAGCUGCAGCGCCUGCUCCGCACACCUGGUAACAGUUCUCCUACUCCGGGGCAUGGUGCUCGUGGUUCUGCUGAUGAAAUCGGAAGGGGGGAGAGAGGGAGAGGGGAGGAGAUUGCGGAACUAGAGAAGAAAGAGGAAGAGGAAGGGAAGGAGGGAGCGGAAGAGAGCGUGGGAAAGAGGCAACGAGUGGAAGGGUGA